GAAUUACCAAUAACAUCCAUCACCGACGUUGUGGCAUUCUCACAGUCACAGUCACAGUCACAAUGAAGCACUCAACAUGGCCUCGUUCUUCCUCUUCCAAUCCCUUCUCCUCCAUCCCUUUCCCAUCCCAUUUCUCCGCCGCGCGCUCCACCCGCCUCCGUUCCCGCCCUCCGCCGUCCCAACCAUCCCCCUCCGGCCGAGACUUCUCCGCCCUCCCCUACGACGUUCUCGUCAAGAUCGCCGCCUCCUUCGACCACCCCAACCUCCGAGCGGCGUCGCUGGUCUGCCGGUCGUGGUCGGAGGCGCUGCAGCCGCUUAGAGAGGCGAUGGUUCUUCUGCGGUGGGGGAAGCGCUUUAAGCACGGCCGGCGAGGGUUCCGUCCGAACGCCGACAAGGCUCUGGACUCGUUCAUGAAAGCUGCCGGUCGUGGCUCCGCGUUGGCCAUGGUGGACGCCGGUCUCAUUUACUGGGAGAGAGGGGAGAAGGCUAAGGCCGUGGAAUUGUAUCUGAAAGCUGCUGAACUCGGAAAUUCUUCUGCACAGUGCAAUUUGGGAAUUUCCUAUCUCCAAGCUGAACCUCCAAAUACUGAGGAAGCUUUAAAAUGGUUAUAUAAAGGUUCUAUUGGUGGGAAUGUUCGUGCCCAGUACCAGCUUGCGCUUUGUCUGCAUCGUGUUGGUGGGAUCCGUAGCAAUAUGAGAGAAGCUGCUAAAUGGUAUCUGAAAGCUGCGGAAGGUGGUUAUGUCCGUGCUAUGUAUAAUAUCUCCUUAUGCUAUUCCUUUGGGGAAGGACUGACACGUAAUCAUCAAGUAGCAAGAAAAUGGAUGAAGCGCGCUGCUGAUCGUGGGCAUAGUAAAGCUCAAUUUGAGCACGGACUUGCCCUCUUUACUGAGGGAGAUAUGAUGAAGGCUGUGGUAUAUUUGGAACUUGCAACUCGUGCUGGUGAGAAAGGCGCCACUCAUGUCAAGAAUGCAGUUCUUCAUCGGCUUUCAGCAGCUUCACGUGAUCAUGCCAUGCAUCUAGCUGACAGUUGGCGUGCUUUGCCAUCUAGUUGAGUCAAACCUUAUAUUGCUUUGUGAGCAAGAAAAUGCAUUACCUUGAUCAGUUGCAUCAUUAAGGUGAAGAAGACAAGAAGGCCUAAGCAUAAAACAAAGAAGGCAGGAGUUGAUUAGGCAACUUCCUUUGCCUACUAAUCCUGACUACAAUAGUGGUUUUCCUUUAUUUAUAAACAAAACUAGACGAGUCCUUUGUGAACCGCCCUAUUGACCAAUUGAAAGUUCCACGUAGAAACUGUAGAGUGUGAUGGGCAUUUUUAGUCAUAAAUGGCCGUCUAGAAAAUUGCAAAUUCAUAUUACUCUAGACUAUAUACAGGAUGAAUGUAUGAUAAUGAAGUACCAAGUUUUCUUAUUGGCUUUACAAUAGAAAUAGUUAACCUCUAAUAUGAUUCAUAGCUAAUCUGCAAUUAAU
Molecule: messenger RNA, 1464 nt
Organism: Abrus precatorius (Indian licorice)
Lineage: Eukaryota; Viridiplantae; Streptophyta; Magnoliopsida; Fabales; Fabaceae
Product: F-box protein At1g70590
Exons: 4
Coding region: 63-1052 (329 amino acids)
Molecular function (GO): protein binding
Source: RefSeq, a predicted model, not a curated record